Molecule: messenger RNA, 3255 nt
Organism: Alosa sapidissima (American shad)
Lineage: Eukaryota; Metazoa; Chordata; Actinopteri; Clupeiformes; Clupeidae
Product: taste receptor type 1 member 1-like
Exons: 6
Coding region: 443-2917 (824 amino acids)
Biological process (GO): G protein-coupled receptor signaling pathway
Cellular component (GO): membrane
Molecular function (GO): G protein-coupled receptor activity
Source: RefSeq, a predicted model, not a curated record
CAAAAGACAUAAGAAAAUGAAUGAAUACCAAAUGAAUAAAUACAAUAAGCAACAAUGAGAGUCUUUGCAUAGGCCCCGUCCUAGGUCCAGGUCACUGAGCGUGCAGACCCUGGCAGAUCCUGCCUGAACGAGACGGCAGGGGCGGAGCCUACCCCCUGGACGGCUGGACAAGGGCCCACCUGGUGGUGGUUAGGGAGGGAGGGUGGCAACAUCGAAAAUCAGCGACCGGAAGGCAACAGGGCAGGUGCAUGAGCAGAGUCAUUAUUAAGGCCAAUGUAGACUGGUGAUUGGUCAGGAGUAAUGAAUGAAUGAGUGACGAUGAGUGAAGUAUUUCUGGCAGAACUACGCUGGCACUUGCAUGGGAAAGCCAGAGACACAUGAGGCUUGUAACUCAUGAGACGUUCAGAAAGUCCUCUGUCAGCAGCUCAUCAGUGAAGGGACAAUGCAGCUGGCCACCCUCUCCAUCCUUCUGUUCUCUCUCUCCAACCCUCCUCUCUUGGACUACCUUUCCCAGGCGUCUGAGUUCAGCCUUGAUGGUGACUACCUGAUCGGAGGCCUCUUCCCUGUUCACUACACACCAGACCCAGCUCAGACAAGACGGCCUGAAGUUGUGACCAACUGCCUGGGAAAGCCUAUGUUCUUGGAAGGCUAUCGGGGGCUGCAGGUAAUGAGGUUUGCUGUUGAGGAGAUCAACAACUCCAGUACCCUCCUGCCUAACGUAACCCUUGGUUACCAUAUAUUUGAUCACUGCACUGACACUCACAAUUUGCCAGACAUCCUCCAGUUAUUCUCUGUUAAUGGCUCUGUAAAACUCAAGCAGAUGUAUAACCACUACCAGUCUCAAGUUAUAGGCUUCAUUGGUGCCUUCACUAGCACUGAAACUAUCAAUCUGGCUCCAAUGUUCAUGAUGGAUCUGAUUCCGAUGGUCAGUUAUGGGGCCACCAGUUCUACCCUCAGUGAUAAAGUGACAUAUCCAUCCCUCAUAAGGACCAUGCCUAACAACAAAAGUCAGAUUGAACUCAUCAUUCACAUCAUCAAGUAUUUUGGUUGGGACUGGGUGGCGUUUAUUGCCUCCAAUUCUGAGUAUAGUAACAAUGGCUUUCAACUGUUUGUUGAACUGAUUAAAAACACAGGCAUCUGCCUGGGUUACAAAGAGCUACUCACUGACAAAUCAAAGUUGAACACAACAUUUCAUAGGAUAGACACACUCAAGAUUAAUGUCAUUAUCCUUUUCAUUGGGUCAGUCUUUGCUGAGAAAAUUAUCACCACCUCAGUACAACUUGGCGUCCACAAUAAAGUCUGGAUUGCCAGUGAUUCCUGGUCCAUGAACAACUAUUUGCUCACACUCCAAGGAAUAGCAACUAUUGGCACCAUUAUAGGUGUGACACCAACAGUUGUUCCCCUACCUGGCUUUGAUGAGUUCAUUUACCAGUCACAACACAGAGGCGAUUCUGUCCACAGCGUUGAAGUCUUCUGCAACCAGGCCUGUGAUAACUGUUCCUCAGUCAGCCCAGAGGAUGUCAUCAAUGAAAACCCUGUCUUAUCUUUCCCCAUUUAUUCUGCUGUGUACACCAUGGCAAUGGCUUUGCACAAUGUUCUACAGUGCAACCAUUCAGGAUGCAACUACAUUUGCCCAGUCUACCCCUACAUGCUUCUACAAGAAAUCAAACGCUUGCAGUUCCACCUGAAAGAGUUUUUCAUAUCUUUUGACAAGAAUUUGGACCUACAUUCAAGCUACUCUAUUCUGUUUUGGGACACCAGUAAUCACUCUGUGAAGAUUCAUCAGAUUGGCACGUACAGCAACUAUCCUGUGUCAAAUCUGACUAUUUUUGACACAGAUCUACACUGGCAUGACAGUGGAGUGGUGCCAUUUUCUAACUGCUCUGUGGAGUGUAAACCAGGGCAUGUGCGGCAGAAGAAUGGUCUUCAUCAGUGCUGUUUUAUUUGUGUGAAAUGCCUCAGUAACCAUUAUGCCAACCAUACAGCUAACCUGUAUUCAUGCCUGAACUGUGACAAGUAUGAGUGGUCUGAGGCUGGAAGCACGUCAUGCCAGACACGUUCCGUGGAAUACCUCCACUUCUCUGAUAGCUACUCCAUUGUCCUCAUGGUCUUUGCAUCCUCCUUCAUGCUCCUGUGUCUGGGGGUGGCCAUGCUGUUUGUCAUGCACCGCUCCACGCCUGUAGUGCGGUCAGCAGGGGGCAGCAUGUGCUUCCUGAUGCUGGGCUGCCUCGCCGCUUCUGCCAUCAGCAUCUUCUUCUACUUCAGCGAGUUGUCAACCUUUAGCUGCAUUGUUAGGAACUUAGUAUAUGCCUUCUUCUACACCGUGUGCCUGUCCUGCCUGUUCGUCCGCUCCUUCCAGAUCAUUUGCAUCUUCAAGAUGGCCGCCCACCUGCCCAAAGCGCACGCAUGGUGGGUGAAGCACAAUGGCCAGUGGUUGGUGGUAGCUGCCCUCUCUCUCCUCCAGCUCCUGCUCUGUACCCUGUCAAUGGCCACAAGUCCCCCUUUGCCAAAAGAGGACACAUCAUUCAAAGACCAGAUUGUCCUCAAAUGUAAUGCAAAUAAUAUAGUCAUCUCAUCUUUACCUAUUGGUCUCAUGUUGAUCCUCAGUGGGCUUUGUUUCUGCUUCUCCUACAUGGGAACAGACCUGCCCAAGAACUACAAUGAGGCCAAAGCCAUCACUUUCAGCAUGUUGUUGUUUUGUCUGAGCUGGGCCAUCUUUAUCACAGCUGACCUGAUGUCCCACACCAAGUAUGUGCAGGUGGUGAAGAUUGUGGUUGAGCUGAGCUGUUUGUAUGGCAUCAUGUUCAGUUACUUCAUCCCAAAGUCCUUCAUCAUUGUCUUUCAGCCUGUAAAGAAUACACAGGAGUAUUUCCAAGCCAGCAUUCAGAGUUACACACAAACUAUAAGCAGAAUGUAGGUCAUUUAAUCGCUGCUUAUUUUAUAAUGGUGAAAUGGCUUAUUUAAAAUUGCUAGUGCUUUUUGUACCAAGUUCUGCUCUUUGCACUACGUCAGGAAGAUGGCUAACAUCAUACGAAAGCCUGUAGGAAACAACCAUAGUUGAAAAGCAAAGCAAACUUUCUAGCUAGCUUUCUUGCUUGACUAAAAAUGUUAGACAUAACAGAGCAACUUGUAUUAUUGAUAGACCACUUAAGCAAGUAUAGUAGUAUAUAUUUUGAUCCCGUGAGGGAAAUUUGGUCUCUGCAUUUAUCCCAAUCCGUGAAUUAGUGAAACACACUCAGCACACAGUGAACACAC